Molecule: messenger RNA, 1377 nt
Organism: Phycomyces blakesleeanus NRRL 1555(-)
Lineage: Eukaryota; Fungi; Mucoromycota; Mucoromycetes; Mucorales; Phycomycetaceae
Exons: 1
Coding region: 1-1377 (458 amino acids)
Molecular function (GO): protein binding
Source: RefSeq, a predicted model, not a curated record
AUGUCAAAGGUACCCUUUGCAUUGUCUUGGCUAAUUCGAACCGCAGAAAAUUACAACUGUGCGGCAAGCCAGUUCUGUCUUGCGGAAGCCUAUCACGAUGGCGUAGGUGUACCAAGGAUCGCGGGUGAGGCGUUCAAAUGGUACAGCAAGAGUGCUUGCCAGGGAUUUAGCCGUGCUCAGGUUAUGGUCGGUCAUUUUUACAAGGAAGGCUUUGCGGUCCAGCAAGACUACCGAAAAAGCAUGUCGUGGUAUCAACUGGCAGUGACUCAAAACAGCCCGGACGCAAUCUAUAGUAUCGGCUGUUGCUAUUCAAAUGGUAUUGGAGUAUCUCAAGAUCCAAAGGUGGCUUUCAAAUGGUUCAAAAGAGCAGCAGCAUUGAAUUAUCCGCCGGCUCAGAGUGCAAUCGGUAGCUGUUACAGCAAUGGCAUUGGCGUCGACCAGAACCCAGCCUUGGCUUUCGAAUACUUUAGACUGGCUGCCGAACAGGGGUACGCCUGGGCUCAGUUCUAUCUUGGUAUGUACUAUCAUAAUGGAUCUGGCGGGAUUGGCGUCAAUGUGCCGAUGGCCGUACACUGGUACACCAAGGCAGCCGUCCAGGGACAAUCGAUGGCACAGCACCAUCUUGGAUUCUGCUACCAAAACGGCUUGGGUGUCACACAAAAUCUGACCGAUGCCAUCAAGUGGUAUGGCCGGGCGGCAGCACAGGACAACGUUGCCGCGUUUCACUCGCUAGGCUACUGCUACGAAAACGGAAUCGGGCUGGCUGUCGAUAGCUUCAAGGCAGUGUAUUGGUACAAGUGCUGUGCUGAUCUCAACCACCCACCCGGUCUGAUCUCGCUUGGGUUCUGCUAUGGUGAAGGUAUUGGUGUCCAGCGAGACAACAGGGAAGCCAUCAGAUGCUUUCGACGGGCCGCCGAUCUAGGGAGUGCAACUGCGCAGAACCUGAUCGGAUUUGCGUACGAGAAGGGACUUGGGGUCAGUAAGGACCUCAAGAAAGCAGUCGAAUGGUAUCUCAAAGCAGCUCAGCAGAACUACUCAAUUUCGCAAUGCAAUGUUGGCUACUGUUAUUCUAAUGGACUUGGGAUCGACAAACCAGACCAAACUGAGGCUGUCUACUGGUAUUCAAAAUCAGCGCACCAGGGAAAUGCGCGUGCCCAGUGGAAGUAUGGCGUCCAUCUCUUAAGUGGAAAGGGCGUCCGGAGGAACUCGAAGCUGGCCUUUGAAUACUUUGUAAAGGCAGCCAAGCAAGGGCUUCUCAAAGCACAGUACCAUCUUGGACUGUGUUAUGAGAAUGGGGUGGGCACUUCGGUUAAUUACAACCAAGCCAUUAUUUGGUAUGAACGUGCAACUCUCGUAAGUGUGUCUAGUGUAAUAUAA